AUGUCAAAUUCGCCUAAAAUCGUCUACGGGGGAUACCCAUUUGGUUUGCUUCCACAUGAGGACUCAUCCAAAAUAGUUGAAGUUUUGAAGAAGAGUGGUAUCAGAGAGCUAGAUACCGCCAGAAUUUAUCCAGGAAGCGAGAAAGCCAUCGGUGAGCUGCACUUACCCGAGCAAUUUGUGAUAGACACCAAGGCUAGGGGAUUCACUGACGGCAGCUUGACGAAAAAGGGAAUUGAAGAAUCAAUUGCAGAGUCGCUGGAUUUGCUAGGAGUUGAGAGUGUCGAAAUUUUCUAUCUUCACUGUCCCGACCGCGAUACAGAAAUCGAGGAGGAAACUAUUGAUGCGAUCAACGAAUUGCACCAACAAGGAAAGUUCAAGAAGUUUGGUCUUUCAAACUUUCCGGCCAAGGACGUCGAGCAAGUAUACAACUACGCCAAGAGUAAGGGUUACGUUCUACCAACCGUUUACCAAGGUAAUUACAAUGCCGUGGCUCGUAGAUCUGAAUCUGAGCUGUUUCCUUUGUUGAGAAAGCUCAACAUCGCUUUUUAUGCAUAUUCUCCUAUUGCCGGAGGGUUCUUAGCAAGGAGCGUUGAUGAUAUCAAGAACGGCGAAGGUAGAUUCGAUCCAAACACUCCUGUUGGGCAGAUCUAUCUCAAGUUGUACAGCAGGCCCGCACUUUUGACAGCGCUUGAUGAGUGGGACAAAUUGGCACAGAAAGUGGGCACAUCAAAAGCUCGUCUGGCCUACAGAUGGGUUGUGCAUAAUUCGGUACUCUCUGGCAAAUUUGGAGACGCCGUUAUUAUUGGAGGCAGGAACGCUGAUCAAGUUACUGACACUGCAGAAGCCAUCUCUGAGGGUCCUUUACCCGCAAACAUUGUCUCUGAGAUAGACAAGCUAUGGGAGAAAAUUAAAGAUGAAGCACCUCUUGAUAAUUACUCGUUCUGA
Molecule: messenger RNA, 945 nt
Organism: Torulaspora globosa
Lineage: Eukaryota; Fungi; Ascomycota; Saccharomycetes; Saccharomycetales; Saccharomycetaceae
Product: aldo/keto reductase family protein
Exons: 1
Coding region: 1-945 (314 amino acids)
Molecular function (GO): oxidoreductase activity
Source: RefSeq, a predicted model, not a curated record